Messenger RNA from Closterium sp. NIES-65, 1341 nucleotides. Lineage: Eukaryota; Viridiplantae; Streptophyta; Zygnematophyceae; Desmidiales; Closteriaceae. The record is from the annotation of a GenBank genome assembly.
AUGCCACUGGUUGAGCUCGGUUUACAUGCCUCAGACCCCCUCUCCUCAGGUAUCUCCUCAGGUGCAGAUAACCCUCUCAGGUGGAGGGGAGGGGCGCUGGGGUCAACACCGACGCUUCCCAACGCCCCUCCCCUGUGGCCGUGCAGGGACUCGUGGGGACGGGAGGGAGGGAGGCAGCACUGCAGCAUGGCAAUCCCACUGCAGCAAGGGAGAGUAUGGGGAUGGGCUUGGCCUCUCAAGGUCACUUGGCAUCAAGAGAAGAGUGCAGCAGAGAAGCAGAGUAGCAUACCGGCAGCAGCAGUUGCAGCAGCAGAAGCAGUGGGGGGUGGGGGGCUAGCAGCCUCAGCACCAUGGCGCUCUGCACGGCUCAGCCCGACCCCGUCCACUCCCCCUCCUAAUACCAGCACGGACAGUCCUGUUCAGUCGGCGCGAGUUUACCUUCCCGAUGUCGACCACGAGGUGUUCAAGCAUUUCCGCCGCAUAAAGGUGGACGAGGGGAAAUCGCAGCAAUACGAAUGCAGGCACUGCUGCAAUGUCUUUUCUGGCGCCGCCACCCGCUGCGCGCAGCACUUGGCGAGUUGGAGGAAGAUGAGGCGCCGCGAAGUCGCGCUAUGCAAGGAAGCCCCCUCUGAAGUACGGGCUGCCAUCCGGAAGAAGUAUGAGGCUAAGGCUGCAGCGGCGAAUCAGCGCCGCCAGGCGACAUCGGAUGCCAUUGCGUCGGUCACCAGCGGCGGAAAGAGGAGCCGCAUUACUAACAACUUGGAGACGGAUGCGGCAGCUGCGAAGCGCGAUGCACACGAGGCGUUGGCGCUGAUGUUCGCGGCGUGUCGAAUCCCGGAGCGCGUGGCGGCGCACCCUCUCUUCAUCAACGCCGUUUGUGCCAUUAGGGACUUCGGCACAGGAUACGUCCCCCCGACGAGGACGUUCAUCGGCGGGGCGGGCUUGCGACUUUGUUGCGAGAACAUCGACAGAGGGCUUUCUGGAGUGAAGGCGAGCUGGAAGCGGACCGGCGUGACAAUUUCUUCUGAUAUGAUAACUGAUAAGAACGGUCGCCCCCAGGCGAAUGUGUUUCUCGUUAACAAGAGCGGUGCGGUGUUCAAGGAUAGCGUGGACUGUCGCAUGGAGACCAAAACCGGCGGUUAUGUCGCCAACAUCCUCAGGCCCGUGGUGGAGGAGGUCGGUUCCGAUAACGUGGUGGCGUUCUGCACGGACGGUGGUUCCAACUACGCGGUGGCGUGCAACGAGCUGAUCGCAGAAUGGCCGCACAUUCAACACGUGCCAUGCGCCACCCACGUGUUGGACCUCUUCAUGGAGGCCUGGAGACCCUGGGGUGGAGGUUGA